This is a messenger RNA of Stegodyphus dumicola, 1122 nucleotides long. Its product is annotated as transmembrane protein 230. The record is from RefSeq and is a predicted model, not a curated record. Lineage: Eukaryota; Metazoa; Arthropoda; Arachnida; Araneae; Eresidae. Gene Ontology annotation, cellular component: endomembrane system.
AUUUGUCUGUUUGUUUUAUAUUUAAAACCGUUUGAUUGAAAUUUUGAACAAAAUAAAAAAGAAUUAGCUAAUAAAAAUACUCAUGAAUCACUGUAUAUUUUUAUGUUCUAUAAAAUUUGUAAUACGGUAAAUGAGAAGGAUUAUAAUUUGAAAUGAAAUUUUAAUGUGAAUUGAAAAGGUUAUAUAUAUAGUUAGAGAAUGAAUCUAUUGUAUUUCUCCCCUCUCACUGUCAACAAAUACAUGAAACAGAAGAGCAUCUGUUAUACUGAAAAUAUGACAAAGAAGUUAAUAGGAAAUUCAAGUGCUCGUUAUCAUAAACUUACAAAAUUGGAUGAUGGGUUUGUUGAUUUACAGUUUCAGAAACCUCAGUCCAAAAUUCCUUGGGGUGGAAUUAUAUUAGCCUUUUUCCUUUUCAUGGCUGGUACUUUACUUAUAACAUUUGCUUCAUUGCUAUUUACUGGUCACAUCAAUGGUAAGCAUACUGAAGGAGCUUGGCCUUUGCUUAUCCUUGGAGCUUUGAUGUUCAUACCUGGGGUUUAUCAUGUGAGAAUAGCAUAUUUUGCCUAUCGAGGAUAUCCAGGCUAUGUGUUUGAUGACAUACCAGAUUUUGACUAAUUCACAGUUGUAUAAUUUCUUUAAAUGUAUAUAUUCUAUGAUUUUUGAGGGAGACCCAUGAGUAAUGUGAUAAUAUAUUUUCAUAAAAGAAUUAUGUAAGUUAAAUUAUUUUGUAAUAUUAUUUUUACCAAUUUAUUAAAUGUAUGCAAAACAUUGCAUUUAAUUCUCUGAUGCUUUUCAAUAAAGUGCGAUUAUAUUUUUCGCAUAAUGUUAACAAAGAUAAUAAACUAGAUUUGUAUUUUAAUGAAGAAAAUAUUAAGAAAGGAGUAAUUAUAUGUUACGAUAGAUAAAUUAAUUCUGUGUGUUUUAUUGUCCUUAAUUUCUUGGUCUGUUCUAACUUUAUUCUUUUGAAGCAAUAAUGUAGUAUCAGGUUAUAUUUGAAAAGUAUGUACUUUAUGACCCAGACAGUAAACAUAUUUUCUAUUGUCAAAAUUUUGGUGUGCAGAUUAUGCAAGUAAAUAUUGUAUCAUGACUUGAAAUAAAAACUACGUACAUAUACUUUUAUUA